Plectropomus leopardus (leopard coralgrouper) is the source of this 3376-nucleotide messenger RNA. Its product is annotated as ras-related protein Rab-40C-like. Gene Ontology annotation, biological process: intracellular signal transduction. Lineage: Eukaryota; Metazoa; Chordata; Actinopteri; Perciformes; Serranidae. The record is from RefSeq and is a predicted model, not a curated record. Gene Ontology annotation, molecular function: GTP binding; GTPase activity.
AGUCCACUUGGCUAGGCGUUGUGCUCGGAGGCUAAACAUCCCUCGUUGGCAUUUUUCUUUCUAAACAAAGUAAAACAGUCGGAUUGGCUUUGGUAGAGUAUCGUUUUAUGUGGUAAUUAACAGCCUCGGACUUACUUUGUAUUACCCGUUUGUGCGAGAAUGGGUUUUUAAUCGUUUUGUGUUAGCUGGCUAGCUAGCAAGCUAACAGCUAGUUGAGGUUGUUUUGGUUAUUAAUGUGAACAUUAACGGCACGUCGACGGUGUCUCGUUUUGGCUUCCAGUGCUCAUACCUUGCACCGAAAGGUGUAUUUGAUAUUGCCCGGGCUAAUUAGAAAUAUACAUUUCAUUUAUUUGAUUUUCACACAGGAUAGAGUGGAUGUAAAUCGUGGGAAGUGUGCCAGCUAGCUGGUUAGCUAAUGCUAACGUCAAACGGCGUUCGCCUAGCUUGAGAUACCUUUGUUGGGGACCGUUUGGUUUGUCCCGUGCCCCGAAAAGUGGACGUUUGGUGAGCUUAAAAAGCUCUCUGUGAACCAGACCCAAUGCGUGGGAUGAUGGGGACCCAGAGUAGUCCAGUCAAAAGUUACGAUUAUCUCCUGAAAUUCCUUUUGGUGGGAGACAGCGAUGUUGGAAAGGGAGAAAUCUUGGACAGUUUACAAGACGGAUCGGUAGAGUCUCCCUAUGCCUACAGCAGUGGGAUUGAUUAUAAAACCACCACAAUCCUGCUGGAUGGGAGGAGAGUGAAAUUGGAGUUAUGGGACACGUCGGGACAGGGCAGAUUCUGCACCAUCUUCAGGUCUUAUUCUCGUGGAGCACAGGGCAUCCUGCUUGUGUAUGACAUCACUAAUGGCUGGUCGUUUGAUGGCAUUGACCGCUGGAUACGGGAAAUUGACGAGCAUGCCCCGGGUGUACCCAGGAUCCUGGUGGGAAAUCGGCUUCACCUGGCUUUCAAGCGGCAGGUGCCAACCGAGCAAGCAAGGGCUUAUGCAGAAAAGAACAGCAUGACUUUCUUUGAGGUCAGUCCGCUGUGCAACUUCAACGUCAUCGAAUCCUUCACAGAACUUUCGCGCAUUGUGCUGAUGAGGCACGGGAUGGAGAAGUUCUGGAGGCCCAAUAAAGUCUUCAGCCUCCAAGAUCUGUGCUGCCGUUCAAUCGUCUCCUGCACACCGGUGCACCUUAUCGACAAGCUGCCUCUUCCUGUGGCCAUUAAGUCCCACCUCAAGUCUUUCUCCAUGGCCAAUGGCAUGAAUGCAGUCAUGAUGCAUGGACGCUCCUACUCAGUAGCUAACAGCUCCGCCUCGGGCGGAAGUGGCGGCGGAAGUAAAGCCAACAGUCUGAAACGCUCAAAGUCCUUCAGGCCUCCACAGAGUCCUCCGAAGAGCUCGUCGUCAUCCUCUAAGGGGAACUGUAAGAUUUCAUAGUGAAGGAAUGGACUCCGUAGGGCCAGUAUUAAAGGUGUUGUUGCUCCCAGAUGUCACAAGGCCGUGGAGGAGCACGGAGAGAGCCACCAGCAUUCUUCACCAGAAUCCGACAUAGCUGUGAACUGACAGAGACCUUGGGAAACUGCCUGGGAUGGUUGGAUUGGUUUCUGUCCUUUGCGCUUGCUGGUGCCAUCUUGUGGAUGCCCGUUUACCCGUACUCUUUGCUACAGAGGCUCACUAUGAUCAAGAAGAACAAGAUUUCCUUGGGACCAACAGAUUUGAAUCAAGGAUUAUCACUCACCUGUAAACACUACAAAUGAGUGGAGGGACAUGAGCUUGUUAUUUUUUUUAAAUUUUGAGAUGGAUUGUUUAUUGUAUUUAAAGUUGUAAAUAUGCUGUAUGUGCUAGUUGUUUUGGCCUGUGUUUGGUGAUUGAUUCUGGAGAGGAGCUUCUUAUGCUUGUUUUGUCUUGAAUGUUUUGGGAGACCCGCUUUGGUGUACAACUUAACUGUGUGUCUUCUGCCCUUUGUGUAUUAUGGAAAUUUCCCUUCGUAACGUGAAGGGUGCAGCGCUCCUUAUUUAAAAGAUUAGUUAUGUUUUAAAUAAGACUGGCUUUAAUUGAAUGUCAUCAGAAGAGCAGGGCUAGUUUCCCGCACAGACUAGUGUUGGAUUUAAGAAAAAUGACAACACAAUUGCCCAUUGAAAAUUAUACUUAGUUUAGUUCUACUCAGUCUGAGAAGCUGUCGAGCCAAGUUUCUUUCCUGUGCCCCUUUUAAUGUCAAAUGAAUUCACCCUCCAUCUCCCCCUGGUCAUCAGUUUGAACAUUUGUUGACUUUCUCAGGCCAUUUUUGCCUCAAAUCUAAUAUCCUUAGUCGUGUCAUUCCUCUAACCGGUUUAAACAACUGCAUGAUCAAUUUAAAUAUAUUGAGAUGAAUUGGUGCUGAUGAGGAAACCUUAUACGAUCUCAGAUUGUUUGCUCAGUCACGGUGUUUUGCCUUCAGAAAGUGCUGCAAUGGUGUCUUGGUUCCUAACAGGAACUUGUAAACUCACAGGGACAUUGGUGAAAGGAAUUUUGUUCAUUUAAUUGCUUUUUGGACAUUUUAUGUAUAUGCAAUGUAUUAUGAAUGUAAAAUACUCAUCUGCUACUUUGCUGUGGCUCUGUGGUAAUAUGUGGGUGUUUAAGAAUCAGAGGUGGGAAGUUUACAUCUGCUAAUGUAAUAUUUUUUGUUAAGCAUUGAAUAUUUGUUCUUUGGCCACAUGAUUUAAUUCUUAUUUUAUUACCUUUGUGAAAAUGUGUGUAAAAUCAUUUUUUAAAAAAAGAAGCAAUUUGUUUUAACUUGAACAUGUCCUCGCUGCCUUAAAUUUUUAAGUUGACUGAAUUUCAGAGGACAAGUCGAAUCAACUUAAAGUUAGCCAAAUUAAAAAUUUUAAGCCAGCCCAGACACUAACUUUCUAAAGUUAAAACAAAUAGCUUUUUUACAAAGUGAGGAAGGGGUGGUCAUUUAUGGGAGAGAGUCAUGUAAUGCCAGAUGAGCUUGAAGACUUAAGAAAGCAUUGUUUUGUUUUUUUAAAAAUCAGAGCCACCCAAUGAUAAUGUCUCUUAUAAUAAUUAAAUAAGCUGCAGAAAUACUUGUAUUCAUAUGUAAAGUCUCAGUUUUCUUUCCACCUCUGAUUAACAUGUGCUGUAUGUCCACUUCAACAUUCCCAGUGUCAUGCUAAUGACACCGUCAUCAAGGGCAUAAAAAAAAUCGGUGCAUGUUUUUCUACUGGUGCCUGUUUUACAAUGGUGUAUUGAGAUCAGUACAAUGGGGCCCAACGCAUUUAAAGCACUAUAUGUAAACAUUUGAUAAUGAUUGUUGCUAACAGAUCUGUGUGUCUAAAGGUUUGGAUACGGGAUUACUUAUGAUUUUUCUCCACUGAAAACAGUCAACCAACAAAAUAAAGGGUAAAGCUAUACAAA